Colletotrichum acutatum is the source of this 815-nucleotide messenger RNA. RefSeq lists its product as uncharacterized. NCBI's taxonomy places the organism in Eukaryota, Fungi, Ascomycota, Sordariomycetes, Glomerellales, Glomerellaceae. The record is from RefSeq and is a predicted model, not a curated record. The transcript is spliced from 3 exons. The coding region runs from base 101 to 739 and encodes 212 amino acids.
CUUCUCCAAAUGGCUUCGUCUGCGUGGCCAGUGGGUUUUGGUUCUUUCCGUGGAUGCAAAGUUCGUUCCCACAAGGCAAGAGCAAACGGGGCAGCAACGCAUGCUCCUUUCUAGCGUUCCUUUCCUUUGGUUAUUGGCGUCCCAUUUCACGCUCAUUUCGUGCCUGUCCAAAUGGAGGCGUUCCAACGAUGUGCAAUUGCGACAGCCUGGUAAGGUACGGAUACAGACUCCGGAGGGAAAGAAGGAAAGUGGUCAGCACCCGGGCUUCCAAGCUCCGCCUAUCGCCCACCUUCACUCCCAUCUCCCACUUCACAAGUUCAGGCUCAAUCUUCCCAAGCUCCCCUCCAGCCAUACCCCGGCCAUCAAACGAAUGCUGCCACAACCACAUGGGCAACACAUCAACGCACCCAACGCACUCUCUCGAUGCUCGCGCGAGUGGGACGCUCCAUCGAUGUCUUGGCUCGAUGAUUCUCUGCUCCGUCGGGGUGAUAAUGACGACAUGUCGCCCAUCCCAAGAGAAUCCGGGGCAGAUGGCUCGUCGGCUCGUCAAUGUACGGAGCAAGGUACUGGCUCUGCCUCCGCGAUAAGAGAUAUCCGCCAUGUUCAUAUUUCAUUCUGUCUGAAUGAGAUAACAGCAGUCUCCGCCAUAUCAACCACCCAUCGGCAAGCCAGCAAUCUCGAUUCCCCACCUCACCAUCAACUGGACUUGCGCACCAACAGCGAUUCAUGCAGCACCUGAUUCAACAUCUUCACCAGCGCAUAUUGGUUCUCAUCAACGCUUGUCAGACGCGCUACCUCUAUCAGGCGCUCCGCCC